This is a messenger RNA of Culex pipiens pallens (northern house mosquito), 2975 nucleotides long. It is a transcript of the gene Vps26, whose product is annotated as vacuolar protein sorting-associated protein 26B-like. Gene Ontology annotation, cellular component: retromer complex; endosome. The record is from RefSeq and is a predicted model, not a curated record. The coding region runs from base 963 to 2576 and encodes 537 amino acids. Lineage: Eukaryota; Metazoa; Arthropoda; Insecta; Diptera; Culicidae. Gene Ontology annotation, biological process: intracellular protein transport; retrograde transport, endosome to Golgi. The transcript is spliced from 7 exons.
UCUUGUCACUUCUGUCAGUGAAAAGUGCAGUCAGCAGCUCCGCGAUUGAAACUCGAGAGUUCCGAUUUUUUUUCCUGAGCUUAUCAAUUUGCUAAAGUUUCGCCGUAAAUUGCCGUCAAAUUUGCCUCCCAUGUCCACCUCGGGCGGUUCCAGUUCCAAUUGAUUUGCCAUUGGAGGACAGUUGCGCGCUUCAAUUGACGCUGAUUGAAUUACAUAAGUCGGCUGGAAGUGGUUCGCAGGAUUUUUGGACGGACUUUUCUUCGCGUUUUUGCUUUUUUUUCCCUGAUGGCGUUCCGCAAAUGACGAUUCAUCGUUCAGCACGUCCAGCAGCAGUGGAAUAAUACCCGAGACACGGUGAACAAUUCGGGAAUUGCGGUGACGGGAAGGAAUCCGGAGGGUGGGAGUAAAUUUUGAAGAAGACUAAAAAGUGGUUGUUUGUUAUUUGCGGUUUCCGUGUUGGCCAACACUGUGGCGGCCGGAAGAUUGGACAUUGUCAGGUGGCCAAACGUUGUGCACUUUCCAAAAGUGCUUGGAUUGCAAGUUUUGCUUUAGAUUGCUCAGCAAAGGCAGCCGAAACGGUUUCCAGCUGCUGCUUCCGGGCUUCUCCCCACCGCCGCAGGUGACCCCCCGAUGCCCCACACUGCCUGGCCACAACUGUCAGACGGGGACGACGGACAGACACGGCAGUGCAGUGCAGUCAGUGUGUCUGUGUGUGUUUGUGUGUGAUUAAGUGAGAAAUAGGGAGGAGGAAAUUAUUUCGUCAUCGUUUGCUGAUUGCAACGACCACAGACCAAAAGUGAACAACUUUCAACGAGCAGAGCAGAGGAAGAAGCAAUUCCAGCAAAUCGGAACAUUACUGCGGGAGUGGAAGAAGACGAGGAAUUAACCGAGCCAUCUUGCAAAGUGACCAACAUUGGCCGCCUCUGCUCGAUCAAUUGGAUUAGAAAGGAGCGCUGUGAAAAAUGAACUUUCUCCGCUUCGGCCAGUCGGCGGACAUCGACAUCGUGUUCGAUGGGGCCGAGCACCGGCAGUACGCGGACAUCAAAACCGAGGACGGCAAGAAGGAAAAGUACCUGCUGUACUACGACGGCGAAACGGUCAGCGGCAAGGUGAACAUCACGCUCAAGAAGCCGGGCAGCAAGCUGGAACACCAGGGCAUCAAGGUGGAGCUGAUUGGACAAAUCGAACUGUACUACGAUCGCGGAAACCACCACGACUUUCUCAGCCUGGUGCGCGAGUUGGCCCGCCCGGGGGAUCUCAUCCAGAACACGUCGUACCCGUUUGAGUUCGCGAACGUCGAGAAGCCGUACGAGGUGUACGUCGGGUCAAAUGUUCGUUUAAGAUACUUUCUCCGGGUGACGAUCGUGCGCCGCCUCAGCGACAUCAUCCGCGAGGUGGACAUUGCGGUGCACACGCUGUCCAGCUACCCGGACACGAACAGCCCGAUCAAGAUGGAGGUCGGCAUCGAGGACUGUCUCCACAUCGAGUUCGAGUACAACAAGAGCAAAUAUCAUCUCCGCGAUGUCAUCGUUGGUAAGAUCUACUUCCUGUUGGUGCGCAUCAAGAUCAAGCACAUGGAAAUUGCAAUCAUCAAGCGGGAGCAAACUGGUUCAGGUCCCAACAUUUUCACCGAGAACGAAAUCAUCGCCAAGUACGAAAUCAUGGACGGCUCGCCGGUCAAGGGCGAAAGCAUACCGAUCCGGGUGUUCCUGGCCGGGUACGACCUGACGCUGACGAUGCGCGAAAUCAACAAAAAGUUCUCGGUGCGGUACUUCCUGAACCUGGUCCUGAUCGACACCGAGGACCGGCGGUACUUCAAGCAGCAGGAAAUCACGCUGUGGCGCAAGGCGGACAAGACGCGCAAGUCGCUGACCCCGUCGCAGGCGGCCGCCAUUGCCGCCGCCCAGGGACAGCCCGGUCAGAUGGCCGGCCAGCUGCAGCCCCAGGCCAGUGCCACGAAUCCCCACAUACCGCACCAUCUGGUGGGGCAGGGGCCGUCACUGCACGCGGCCGCCAUGGCCAAGGAACCGCUCGGCGAUGGGGAUCUCAGCAAUAGCAACGGCGCGAAGAAACCGGACGAGAGCAAUCCCAUCAUGGGCCUGUUCACCGAGGAUAGCUCACAGUCGGACUUGCGACCGAAACCCGCCGCUCGACAGCGAAGUGAAGACGCCACAGAGGACAGCAGCAGGCCCGCGGUGAUGGAACGAUCGGCCGUCCCGAUCGCCUCAGUGCUGGUGGACGAACCCACCGACGAGGACACACUGCCCCAGUCCGGCGGCGGUGGCAGCGGCAAUCCCGGCCAGCAGCAUCUGCACCGGGAGGCCGGCGACGGCGCGGCCUCGAUUUCGCACACCACGGACGAGGAAACGUCCUCGCUGUUUGACGCCAACGAUCUGAGCUUCAACGCCGCCAACAAUCCUCCCGCUCCUCCGACGACGGACCCGGAAACGCCGGAGCACUCCUCGACAGUGGCGGAAGCACCGAGUGCGGCGUCGGCGGUCUCCACGAAGCCGGAAGCGGCACCGCGUGAAUCCAAACAGCAGAAACAGCUCGAGGAGCCGCUGGCAGCGGAGUAAAGGGGGUUAGUCUAAUAACAACAACAGAAAAAAAACACAGGUAAAAUAUAUCUCCCAAUAUAUUAGCCUUUAAAAUUGAACAGCAGUCCUUUCUGAUUUGCGUUUCUUCGUGACAUUUUGUCCCCUGUUUAAAAAAAUACACCGUGCGAAGCUACGAAGCAUGUAUUUAUUAACGGUUUAAAUCAAAUUGAAUUCUAAUAAGCUUAAGUUUAAAAAUUAAGAAAACCCCUACUUUUGAAUCGUGCGUCGAAUACACACAGAAAGUUCUGACCAGAUAAGUAAAACUUAACAACUAAUAGUGAAAAGAAGCAAUUUUUCCACCAGAGAGGGAAGCUCAAUUGUGGGGGAGCUUCCCGCGGGUUGUGUACACACUCGAAAUGUUUUCUUUGAAAAGAAAAA